GUUAAACAUCUGUUGGUGGCGGUAAUGUACCGUGUGGCUUUCAAUCGGCCAUAAAAUCCUAGAAGAAGAAGAACAACAACAAGAACGUGGCACAGAUGUAAUUACUGGGCGUUUGAGGCAGCUCACGGGUCAGCCCCUAUCAUCAGUGUCACGUCAUCAGUUAGCGUAGAGCGGAUGUGGCGCGUGCAGCGACUUUAUUGUUAAAGAUGUCGAUGGAAAAACAUUUGUACAUUAUCGUUCUCUGUGCAUUGUUGCCUUUGCACAUAUUGUUAGUUCAAGGAGCCAGACAAGACAUCAAAUGUGGAGUUUAAAGGAAUAUUCCGGGUUCAAUACAAUUUAAGCUCAGUCGACCGCAUUUGUGGCAUAAUGUUGAUUACCACUGAAGGGGCUGCUUUACCCCUGUCUCUUCGGCCUGUUGAUGACUUGAAUACAUUCACUAGCAAUUGUUAUAAUCCAAAGGUGUGACUGAGGGUCUGACCCAUGUCAGGAAUGCAAAAACAGUGCUUUCACAUUUAGCCCGGCUCCCAGAGGACAACUAUACAUGGAUUGUUUGUAGUUUUGAGAAUCAUGUGAGAGGAAGUCAGAGGAACUGGACACCAGUUUAUCUAAAGAGAAGACUCACCUCUGACACAUUUCUGCUUACCAACUCGACUUUGUGUCUUAAAAAUAUAAUCUUUGAAUGAUUGCAUUCACAUAGAUGAACAGAACACCAUGUUCAAUUUUGUCUUCAGUAAACUCUUUCUCAACUGACUGGAACUUCAACUCUGUCUCCUGUAACUCAUCAUUGUAACAUACUGGUCUCUCUCAUGGCAUGCAGGGCAUUAGUUGAUGAAAUGGAAUGGGCCAUAUCACAAAUAGAUCCCAAGAAAAUUAUCCAGACUGGAUCAUUUAGGAUCAAUCCUGAUGGCAGUCAGUCAGUCAGAGAGGUUCCUUUUGCUCGUUCUGAGGGUCAUCUGCUCGAGUUGAUGGAAGAGGUUUGUGAGAAGAUGAAGGAUUAUGGUGAACGUGUUGACCCCACAACCAAUCGCAAGACAUACGUGAGACAUACUUCCCGUGAUGGCACAGCCAUGGAUCUUUCUGAUGUGGCCUUUGACUCUAGAGUCAACUCCAGUUUAAAGUUUGCUUGUGAAACAAUUGUUGAGCAGCAUGAGGAUGAAAUUAUUGAAUUCUUUGCUCAUGAGACAGACAACGUUAAAGACAAGCUCUGCAGUAAGAGGACAGCUGAUGAAAACACGCUGCGUGAUCAUGAGGAAGGAUUACAUCAAGAUGUAGAUUGAAAUGCAGAUCUUUGUGAUCAUGCCCUGAAGAUACCUCAUGAUGAAUUAUAACUGAAUGAGCUGAACACGGGUGCAACUUUACCAUCUGAGAACUUUAAACUGUUAAAUUUCAGUAAACAGAUUCUCAUCACAAUUUGCAGCAUCGAGUGAUGGAGCUACUGAUUCGAUGUUUGGAAAAACUAUGUUCUUGACCCCAUGGGUUAACUGCUUACCUGUUCAACUGCAUUAAUGGUGUAAUGAUCCAAAAUGUUUAAGUAAACCUGACUCUACAGCUAAAAGGAGAUCGCUUCAUGGGUCUCUUCAAUGGCACAAAAGUUAUUUUUGUGCUCUUAGAUUUUGCUAUUGCUAUUGAUUUAGGAAACGCGUUCUAACCGUUCAUUUACUGCAAACACAGUCCCUCUGGACUGCCUGGCUCCAGAGGUGGAUAGGGUUCACAGUACUUCAGGUCAUUGAUUUGUAGUCUAGAUCCAGAAGAUCACUGGCACCCCCAUAGGGUGGUAAAGGUGCAUUUAAAGCUUUAAGAAUCAUAAACUUGGGUAUGAACAGUGAUCACCCUUUUCCCUUUUCAGGUGACUUGUUAAUAAAGAUUGUGUUUUCUAUUUUUCCUUGCACAUAUUAUUGCCUUAUUCUCUUUAUUCAUAAAGCAGUUUAGUAUGUUGACCAUGUUUCUUUUGAUUUUUAAUGAUUUACAAUAACAUUCUUUGAAGUUGAAAUGUUUCUUAACCAUGGAUGUGGACAUUCUUUUUGAAAUGUUAUGUUCUCUGUGACCUUUGAAAACGUAUUUAUAUCCAUGUGUGACUCUGCUGAGAAAAGUCACAUACAGUGCCAACAAGAAUUUUUAUGUUUCUUGGAACUUUUAUAGUAUUAUGUGUUUUACUGUGUGAUGGUGUAGAUGAUAUCAUAUGUCAUUAUGACAGUGUUUGCCACUAACCAGCACAAAGCAGUCUAAAAUGUCAAUGGAAUAAAGUCUAGAUUUUUUUCAGAAAUGUUGAUUGUGUGCAGUUUGAGGUGUUACACAUGAAUUAGUAAAUACAUCUGUAUGUUUAAGUACUUCUCUUCCAAGUAGAUCGGGGCCUGUAUGUAAAAAGCCGCUUAGAGUAAAUUUUUAGACUUAAGUGUGUCAGAAUUCUAAGAAUGAUAUCAUUUUGCUCUUAUUCAUAGACUUAAGUGUCGUGCAUAAAGGUUAUAAGUGUUAAGACUUGGUCUCGGCUAAACCAAAUUAUUUAUAGUUUUGCGUUGAUGUGUCUGCAUCAUUCUGUGAGUACACGGCCAAAUGCUAAAUGUGUUUCAUAAAUAAACAAAAGCAAUGUAAUUUCUGGAUUCAAAAGUAUUUAUUAAUUUAUUGUAGCAUCCAAAAUGAGUUCAAAGUAUUUGAUCAUGUUGAAAUGAAGGUACAUACUUAUUGUACAUGUUGCCUGCAUUAUAGGCAGAAAAUAAGGAAAUUACUGUAUGCUUGCUCUUGAGUUGCUUAACUACUCGCCUGAAUAACACAAAAUGGGUGUCGUUUUAAAGAAUUUACAAUGCAUAUAAACAAUAUAACCAAC
This is a messenger RNA of Myxocyprinus asiaticus (Chinese sucker), 2821 nucleotides long. RefSeq names its product canopy FGF signaling regulator 2 (gene cnpy2). The coding region runs from base 807 to 1277 and encodes 156 amino acids. NCBI's taxonomy places the organism in Eukaryota, Metazoa, Chordata, Actinopteri, Cypriniformes, Catostomidae. Gene Ontology annotation, cellular component: endoplasmic reticulum. The record is from RefSeq and is a predicted model, not a curated record. The transcript has 11 exons.